Emys orbicularis (European pond turtle) is the source of this 1062-nucleotide messenger RNA. It is a transcript of the gene WNT7B, whose product is annotated as Wnt family member 7B. Gene Ontology annotation, molecular function: frizzled binding; cytokine activity. The transcript is spliced from 4 exons. Gene Ontology annotation, biological process: neuron differentiation; cell fate commitment; positive regulation of JNK cascade. Gene Ontology annotation, cellular component: extracellular region. NCBI's taxonomy places the organism in Eukaryota, Metazoa, Chordata, Testudines, Emydidae. The record is from RefSeq and is a predicted model, not a curated record. Bases 1 to 1062 code for a protein of 353 amino acids.
AUGCUCCUUUUUUCAUCUCGCAGUGUUUUACUCUCAGUGUAUUACCCUCAGAUUUUCCUCAUCCUUACCAGUGGGAGUUACCUAGCUUUGUCAUCUGUGGUGGCUUUAGGAGCAAAUAUAAUCUGCAACAAAAUCCCAGGCUUGGCCCCUCGGCAACGAGCGAUCUGCCAGAGCCGCCCUGAUGCCAUCAUAGUGAUCGGAGAAGGGGCACAGAUGGGAAUCAAUGAAUGCCAAUAUCAGUUCCGCUAUGGUAGGUGGAACUGCUCAGCGCUGGGAGAGAAAACAGUCUUUGGACAAGAGCUUCGAGUAGGAAGCAGGGAAGCAGCAUUCACCUAUGCCAUUACCGCUGCUGGGGUUGCACAUGCUGUCACUGCCGCCUGCAGCCAGGGCAACCUCAGCAACUGUGGCUGUGACCGAGAGAAACAGGGCUACUACAACCAGGAGGAGGGCUGGAAAUGGGGAGGCUGCUCUGCGGAUAUCAGAUACGGCAUUGAAUUCUCCAGGAAGUUUGUUGAUGCCCGAGAAAUCAAAAAGAAUGCACGGAGGCUGAUGAACUUGCACAACAAUGAGGCUGGAAGAAAGGUUCUUGAAGAGAGAAUGAAAUUGGAAUGCAAGUGUCAUGGUGUUUCAGGUUCCUGUACAACUAAGACCUGCUGGACCACACUUCCUAAAUUCAGAGAGAUUGGAUAUAUUUUGAAAGAAAAGUAUAAUGCUGCAGUACAAGUGGAGGUGGUACGGGCCAGUCGGCUACGACAGCCAACCUUCCUGAAGAUCAAGCAGAUCAGGAGUUAUCAGAAACCAAUGGAAACAGAUCUGGUGUAUAUCGAAAAGUCGCCCAACUACUGUGAGGAAGAUGCUUCCACGGGGAGCGUUGGUACCCAGGGGCGACUCUGUAACCGCACAUCUCCUAAUGCAGACGGGUGUGACAUGAUGUGCUGUGGAAGGGGUUACAACACACACCAGUACACGAAAGUAUGGCAGUGUAAUUGCAAAUUCCACUGGUGCUGCUUUGUGAAGUGCAACACGUGCAGUGAGCGGACAGAGGUGUUCACCUGCAAAUAG